Molecule: messenger RNA, 3315 nt
Organism: Kwoniella botswanensis
Lineage: Eukaryota; Fungi; Basidiomycota; Tremellomycetes; Tremellales; Cryptococcaceae
Exons: 10
Coding region: 1-3315 (1104 amino acids)
Biological process (GO): DNA-templated transcription
Cellular component (GO): nucleus
Molecular function (GO): zinc ion binding; DNA-binding transcription factor activity, RNA polymerase II-specific; DNA binding
Source: RefSeq, a predicted model, not a curated record
AUGUCGAAUCAGAAUAAGAACAAUCUACCACCAUGGUAUAGCGGUGGGAAUGAACCUUCAUCGGGAUGGAUACCUAGUUGGAAUCACGUAUCUAUGGAUUCUUCCAACUCAACUAACCCACAACAAACUCAACCGUCCUAUCAACCUCAGGAUAACCCCCAUUGGUAUCCUGGUCAAUUAGAAACGCCCACACCGGAGCUGGACCCUACCCGUGGAGAUCCAGCACCUCCUCGACCACCUGUCCGAAAUCCCUCUGAAAGACAACAACAACAGCGACAUGAACAACUGCAGCAAUCACAAUAUUAUGAUCAAGCUUUCUCACGCGCUCCAUCCGCUAACACGGCGACUGAGUCUCAGCCUCAACAAGCCCCACGCUCAUCAUCCAUCAUGCCCUCACCUAGGACUAGCUCGGUGACCACCCAGGCCACACCCGCCAAGACAGACUCCACCGAAGCCGGUCCCAGCGAGUCGUCGAAGCAGACGGAUAGAAAAGGAGGGGCAGGAGGGGCCGGGGCAUUAGGAAAGAAGAGAAAGAGGAAGUCUCAAGCUGCAGCAGAAGUUGAUGAUCAAUUGGCACCUUCGCCUUCGGAACCCGAUAAGGAUAAGGAGAAAAGAACGAAAACGGGUAGAGCGUGCGAUGCUUGUCGAACUAAGAAGAUUCGUUGCGAUAUCCUGCCAUCGGGUGAUGCUCCCUCUGGAUUGGACUCUCAGCCAAUCUGUGCGCACUGUAAACAGAGCAAUCUAGAAUGUACCUUCUUCUUACCAAUUACAGAGACAAGAUUUAAGAAAAAACGUCAGACUGCAGAUAAACUUCAAGCUCCCUCGGCAGAUACACAGACACAAUCCACCGGUGUCGUCACGAGCGGUUCGUCCAUGCAGCAUCAAGGGAGUCCCGAUACAUACGACUAUGAGAAUAUGGGUGGCGGAGCGACAAAGUCAAACGAUAGAGGUGGUGGAAGAGUGGAAGGUCCGACAUCGAUCGCAUUUCUUCUACAUACUACCAUCCCUACCAUCCCUUCCGAAGCGUUCGAUCUUCGCCAUCACAACUCAUGGGAAGUACUUGAAGAUGGUAAUGGUGUGAUCAGAGUGAACGCCCCUCCUUCCGCUCCUUUACACGCAGAUGCCGACCCAUCCGACCCCACACGAGCUCAUAAUCGAUUGAACAAACCUAUCUUAUCGGGUCAAAUGAUGUCUCUUUUGGUCAAUGCAUAUUUCAGCGAAGUAGCCCCUUUAUUCCCCAUCGUUUCCAGAGCUGAAUUCGCAGCCAAGACCACUCCAAGUCCACUUAUGCUAUAUUCGAUUUGUGGACUGGGCGCUACUAGGAGACAGUUCCCCAGAGAGAUAUUCGCUGGUGUGAGGGGGGUGAUCAAUGGGUUACUUAGAAGUAAUGAUAUUUUGAGUGAUGCUAAAUUUGAGAAUGUACAAGCGCUACUUUUGCUGGCUCAAGUAGGAGAUUUACAUGCUCAACCUACAGCUGCCACUGCGAGUGCUUCCCUAAUACGUACAGGCGCAGCGAUUCGUAUGGCACAAGAUCUAGGGUUACAUCGAGAAUCAGCAUUGCGUGCGCAAGGGCCGCAGGAUCUAGCGUACGUGGAACUAAGGAGGAGAGUAUGGGCAACUUGCGUUAUAAUGGAUAGGUGGUAUGGCGCAGCACUAGGUAUACCGCUGUUGAUCGAUUUACUAGAUUGUGAUGUCCUCCUACCGGCGCCCUACGCCAUAUCAAGCUUGACCGAACCAUCUGAAUGGCCACUGGAGCCCGACUUCAUGGCUCUCUCGGAACAUCUCAAAUUGUCGAUCCUCAUUGGGAGAGUAUUGAAGAUGAUAUACUCACCUACAGGGUUGAAACAUGCUACCGAUGCGCAAUUAGCAGGAUUGGUCAGCGAUAUGGAGAAAUGGAAAGAACAGCUACCUGAAGAACUACAGUUUCAAGGCAAAGAGAGCCCGCAUGUGGCGGGUCUACUUCACUUAGGCUACACCGCAUUGCAGUUCCUAUUCUGGCGUGUAUUCAUGCGAAUCACCUACUCUUGUCCACCCCACUUGACAUUCUGCGUCAAGGUUUCGCACUGGUCGAAAAUGAUCGCUUGGUCAAGAGACGCCUUGGAAUGGCUAGACGCCAAUGACGAUGCCCUCGACACACUCUUUGUCUUUCCUUAUGCUGCGACAAGCUGUGCGCUCAUUCAGUAUCAUACCUGGGCGAGAAGGGGGGAUAGCGUUGCGCUCGACACACUCAAGUUAGUAAAGGAAACAGCAACGAGGUGGGAACAUGCCGUACAACCUGAUCAAAUGUCAAUUCGUCGUAAGACCUGCGAGACAAUGACACUACUAUACGAAGCUGCCCUCAAGACCGAUCCCGAUAGUCAAGAGAAUCGAAUGGCACCGAAACUACCUGCCAAUCCCACUGCGGGAGUCAUACCUAGACAAGGCGGAUUUAGUAAAUUGCAGUUCAAGAAGGACGAAAGUAUGAAAGGUGGUGGAGUGUUUGUAGCGGAAAGUGAGACAGAACGAAAUCUUAGUGGACUCAACCGGGGAGAUGUGGUACUCUCAUCAGGCAUUGAUCCGGAGCAAGCUCAGGAUCUACAGGAUCAGGCUCAUGAUCGAGUUCAAACGCAUGAUGGACAAAUUGCCAAGGCAAACGUAUCAGCAGAUCAGCAGGCUUCUGAAGGACCACAACAGGAUGUAUCUCAAGCAAAGGAUGCCAGUUUAAAGGAUGACUUUCAAAUUAUGCCUAAAGGAUCUUAUAAUGUCAAUCCGCUUAUCAACCAGGAUGGAGCUUAUAGUGAUACCGGUAUGAACUUCAAUCAGUCUGAUGAAGGUGGAAUGGCUUUAGGUGGAGGGAUGAUGGAUAUUACCAGACAUACUCAACAAUUUCCUAUGCCAAAUUAUCCUACUCAACCUCACGAAUUGAAAGAAUACCAUUUUCAACAAAUACCAGGAUCGGGUGGUCAAGGAGGUAAACCUGAACAACAUGACACGCAAACUCAAACACAACCUCAUCAUAAUCAUCAGAUGUAUGCUGGUCCAGGACCCGGAUCUGCACAAGGGCCUGGAUCUGCACCGCAGUAUCAUCAGGGUUUACCUCAUGAACCACAUGACAAUAACAAGACGAAUGGAUAUUCCAAUAUCAACCCUUACUAUUUCAAUCAACAAGGACAAGGUCAUACAGGUCCACCCGAUAACAAUAAUAAUAUCAGCGGUAAUUUCGAUCCAUCCUUUUUGGAUUCUUUACCUGUUAGUACAUUCGAUUGGGAAUCCUGGACGAAUUACUUUGAUAAGUUCUUACCUGCUGCGAAUCAGAAUUUUGAGACUAUGCAGUGA